This is a messenger RNA of Naegleria fowleri, 1020 nucleotides long. RefSeq lists its product as uncharacterized. The record is from RefSeq and is a predicted model, not a curated record. The transcript has a single exon. Bases 1 to 1020 code for a protein of 339 amino acids. NCBI's taxonomy places the organism in Eukaryota, Heterolobosea, Eutetramitea, Acrasida, Naegleriidae.
AUGAACAUUCAUCAGCAGUUGUUAUUGAACCAAGAGGAGCUCCAAAAUGACAAGAACCUCCUCAUCGGAAAUGAUGAAAUUGAGGAGAUGAUGGAAAUUAUUCAACAAACGAAUUCCUUGUGGAGUGAUAUUAGCUCUGAAUCGAAUAUUGCAUCUUCUACGAAUGGUGAUGAAACAAACGUUUCCGAUGAAAGCAUUGAGGGAUGUGCAUGUGGAUCGAGUGUUGCUAAUGAAUUGCUCAAAUUUACUCAUGGAAUUUUGAAAAUGAACAAACAUUGGUCCGAUUGUGAUAAUAAGAAGGAAGAAGCAGAAAUCAAUGAAUUCUUUAAUCAGACAAAAUUUAUUACAGAUUCAUGCAUCACAAAAAUUGCUAAACAUAUCAGAUUGUUGGGAUAUGACUGUAUCAGUGAUUCUUCAUAUUCUCCGAACUAUAUAAUUUUCAAAGCCAAAGAAGAAAAAAGAAUCAUCAUCACUUGUUCCCCAACCAUGGUUACAAAAAUUAAAAAAGAAAAUAAGAUGAUCAAUGUAAAAUUUCAAAACGAUUAUUACGAUAGCAGCGAAGAGGAAGAAAGCGCACAACCUAAUUCGACUGCUAUCCCAAUUCGAUAUUUAUAUGUGAAUCCUAAAACCUCGGAAUUUCAUCAAUCCAUUACUGAUAUUGUGAAUAAUUUCAAACUUGUGUACCAUCCAGCAAAGAUAUUCACAAGAUGCCUCAAAUGUAAUGAUCCAGUGGAAUGUAUUUCUCCUCAAACAGAAGAUCAAGUGAAUGCUCUCACCACUAUCAUGGGAGGCCCUCAUAUUUACAAAAUGUAUGGCGACACUGUUACAAGAUGCCCUUCCUGUAUGAGGUACUUUUGGGAAGGCCAUUAUUUCAAGAGAUGUGUGAAGUUUGCCAUUCAAUACUCGUAUAAACCUUCAAACAAUGAUUCCAAUUCCACCACUACCACUGAACACACUCCACAGUUAGACUCGAAUUGCAAUUUAUUCUCACUCCACACCUCAAGGACAACACAAAACUGA